Molecule: messenger RNA, 717 nt
Organism: Cephus cinctus (wheat stem sawfly)
Lineage: Eukaryota; Metazoa; Arthropoda; Insecta; Hymenoptera; Cephidae
Exons: 2
Coding region: 87-494 (135 amino acids)
Source: RefSeq, a predicted model, not a curated record
CCGCCGCAUGAUCUCACCUUAACUUCAUUUACACCAUGGGUGACAGCAUUCUCGCUGCUCGCGGAUCCUUAACCUAACCUCAUAUUAUGGUUAUUCAUAUUGUUGCUACAAUUGAUUUAUCUCCCAAAAAAAUGGCAAACAGACGGAUUAUCGAUGCUGUGUUAUCCUCUUCAGAUAACGAAGAUUUUUUUGUGCAUCGAAGGCCAAAAUUUGUGAGAAGACGCUUAGAUCAUUUCGAAGAAUUUGAUAAUAUCGCUUUUCCUGCACGAUUUCGGUUAUCGAAAGAAAGUGUAUAUGAAGUUCUGCAGCAUAUACGACAUGAACUUGAGCAUCGAAGAGAACAAAACCAUGUUAUAUCUCCGAUGAACCAACUGCUUUUAACACUGCGGUUUUAUGCGACUGGAACUCAUUUAAUUUCUGCUGGGGACUUCAGUGGUGUCAGUAAGACAAGUGCACACAGAAUAGUACAUAAAGUUACUGCUGCAAUUGCUUGACUCUGACCACUUUACAUAAAGUUUCCUACAAUGCCGAAUGAGGUAAAACAUACACAGUUAAAAUUCUUCAACAUUGCACGUUUUCCGAGAGCCCUUGGAAGCAUGGACUGCACUCACGUUAACCCUUGACUGGAUCCAUGGGAUCAAUUUGAUCCAGCUAUUUUUCAAUCGCGAUUCUCGUACAUUCAGGAUCUUUAAAAUUUUAAAGGAUUUUUUAAAUCUU